UUCUCAACUCUCUCUCUUCUCUCUCACUACCCCCAUUUUUGUUGUUUUUCAAGUUUUUCCAAACACCUCAUCUCUCUCUCUCUCUCUCUCUCUCUGUCUCUUUGCCCUUCCAAGAGAACCCAUUCAACUGAGCUAAAAAGAAGCAGCUUGCCAAAAAUCCUCAAGAGGUCUGUUUGUGGCAGAAAGGAAGCCAUUCCCCCCUCUCUUCUUCCCCCAUCCUCCCAGAUCUUGCCAUCCUCUACCUCCUCCUCCUCCUCCUCUUCUGUUCUGCUUGUAAAGUUCACUGCUUUUUGUUCUUGUUGGGUUUUCGGCUCGUGUGAUUUCAUGAUCGGGUCUGCUGUCUGAGCUGCUUCAAGCCCCCCUCCUUUGCUUGCUUGACGGGCUCUCGAGUCUCCCCCCCCCCCCUCUCUUUACCUUCUCUUUCUAUCUGGGGCUGCUGCGUGUAAGCUUUGUCUCAUGGUCAGUUCCUCAGUACUGUUCAUCGUAUGACAAAAGUCUCGGUUUUUUCCCCACUUUUUCCGGUUUGACGUGAAGUUCAUCUGCUGAUUGAGUUUAUACUGGAUUUGCGUCUGCCGAUUGUUCGGAUUCCGGCAACCGAUAGUGUCCCUCUCGCUCUCUCUGGUCUGCUAUUUCAUGCUGAUGAUGGAUGAAGAUUCCAGUGGGGGUUCCUCGAUUUCUCUUCGCCUUUCCUGCUUUCGCUCGUGAUGAGGUGGCUUCGGAUCAAAGCAGAUAAGACACCGAGGCGAGACCCGCGAAUAGGCAAGAGAGGAGGAGCUGGAGGGGAGGAACUUAACUAAUCAGUGAGAAUUGGUUAUGCUGAAGGAAAGGUUAUCAGAGAUAAUAAACCAAAGUAGAAGAGGAGAGGGGCUUGUGACUGUUUGGAGGAACAGCACAAGUGAGGAGAGAAAGCUUCACAUCAGAUGUUAUCCAUUGGAAAACCUCCACCAGAUCUCCCAUGUGCCUGUGAAGAACUAAUCCCACCACUGAACAGUGAUGAGAGGGCUUCUCCUUCCCCUCAACUCCCAGAUCUGACCCCUAACUUCUCCAUAAGGAACUAUGUUUUUGCUGCCCGGAGCAAGGAUAUCAGCACGAAUUGGCCUUUCUCGUCGAGAAAUCUUCAGCUUUGUCUGAAACAUGGUGUGAAGGAUCCCCUCCCUCCGUUCCAGUCCCUCGAUAAUGUCAGGAGUCAAUCAUUCCCAAGGUCCUCAGUUGAAACUAGCAGCUCUCUUGAGAAAGAGAUUAGUCGAAGGAACUCUGCCGAGGAGCCUUUGAGGCUGAACAGUGAUGACGAUAAUACUAGAUCAAACGAUGUCCAAGCAGAUAAUAAUUUUCCAUGCAUGACAACCAGUUUUUCCCCACUUGAAAUAGAAUCAGUCCCAACUAAUAGACUGUCGAAUAAUAAUUCGGUAUCAGUUGAACGCCACACUUUGCUGGGCACCUCAGUCGAAAAGGAAGUAGCGGGUCCCACAGUUUCUCGCAAGACUGAGACUGCUGCCCGAUCGACGGGUAAGAAGGGUCGACUGGUAGUAAAACUUGGUGGAAACUUAGAAAGGAGCUUGACGGAAGAUAUUGCCUCUACCUGUACUGCUGUAUCGGAGACGAUGGCAUCGAAAGUUUGCCCUGUUUGCAAGACUUUCUCUUCCUCCUCCAACACCACCUUGAAUGCGCACAUUGAUCAGUGCCUUUCUGAAGAGCCGACUCCCAAGUGGUCAGCAGGUUCAAAGCUGAUUCGGCAUAGGAUUAAGCCCAGAAAGACGAGGUUGAUGGUGGAUAUAUAUGAGACAGCUCGCCCGUGCACGUUGGAGGAUCUUGACCGGAGAAACGGUUCUAACUGGGCCACUGGGACGAGCGUACCUUCUCAAGAUACUGCCGAGGAGAAGAGCGAAAAAGUUGCUCCAGUUAACCCAGAUGAGGAUGUUGGUGCAGUUUAUAUAGACUCAAAUGGCACGAAAUUACGGAUCUUAUCGAGGUUCAGUGAUUGCCAGCCUUCUUCUUCUACGGCUGGUGAGGCUCUUGGACCAAGGAAGUGUCUGAAAGGAAAGGGAAACAAAGUUCUCCUGUCUAGGAAAAAGAAGAAGAGGAGGAGGAGGAAGCAGAAUGCCCAGAAACAUCACAAGUAUCUGAAACUCGUUUCUCAAGGCAAAGAUUUCAGCUCUCACAAGGCACGGCCGCAUAAUUCUCAGGACUUUUGUGGUCAAGAAAAGUAUGAUGGAGGAAGGGCAGAUAUUGAGGAUGCACGGAUGCUAGUUUCAAGAUCUCAAGGGUCUUUGCAACCCAGUGAUAAUGGAACCCUAAAACAGUGGGCAUGCUCCAAAAGAUCAGGUCCUUCGAAGAAGGUAAAGGGAAAAGAUCGACAUCCUGCACUGGGAUGUAAUGAAGACUUGCCUGUUGAAACCGGACGAUCAUGCUUUGCAAAUAAUCUCAUUUCUGAUGGAGACCAUUCCGAUUCAUCUGAGGAUACAAGAAACGGUGGUGGACUGGGGGUUCCAGUAAUUAAGGGUGAGACUUCUGGGAAAAGAAAACUCAGAAGUCCCUUGUUUUAUGGUGGAGCUGACGGCAAUGUAGAAGGAUCUAAAUUUCCACCGAUGAAGCGAAGAGAGAGUCAGUCCUCAGAUGUGUUCAAGCCUACUGGGGGUUGUGUAUUUCAUGGUAGCAUCGAAACGAGUAUUUCCUCUAUUGCUUAUGGAAAGUCAUCAAAACAUUCCAGCAUGUCCCCAACCAAAGUUGAGAGAUUCUCCAGAACGGAGAAAAAGGUGCUGUCCGUUUGCUCUCUGAGGAGACCAAAGUUGAAUGAUGCAAAGAGGGAUUCAACUCCUGGGCGGUCAGAAAGGCGUUUCAUGGAAGAGCUGGACGAAGAGGAUCAAGUAGAUGAGUUAGACCCUAGUCCUUCCCUCACCAGAAGUUAUUCGGGCGGUUUUGGACAAGACACAAGAAAGACCAGUGCCCUCCAGGAACCGCGGUACUUCGAUAGUGAUGAGGGAAAGAACACGGAAUCCUCCAUCAGUUUGAGUGCUGACCAAUCGGAAAAGCUCAACCGCCUGGAUUCUGUUAUGAACAAGGGUCAAGAUCAAGGGGAUGAUGGUGAUGGUGAUAUAGGUGCGUUCGAGCUGCACUCCAAAUCGGUUUCUGAGGACAAUGAUUUGAAUUUCAGCGAGUAUCUGAAUCAGGGAACUCCAAUUGAGAACAGAAGAAUCCACGCUCGAGGCUCCACUGAGAUAUACAAGGGCGGCUUGUGUGACAUUGAGGGUCCAACUUUCCCGGAUAUUGUCGAAGAAGAUGUUGGUGAUGGCGCGAAUCGACAGGAUUCUGAUGUAAAUAUGGACCUUGAUACUCAAGUGGGACAAGAAUACGAAGUUGAGCGAAUUCUGAUUCCAGGCCCACCUGGGUCCUUCCUCCCAAGCCCUGGGGCUCUGGGCUCGGAGGAAUUUCCAGGGAAUUCAUCCUUAACUACAAGUCGGGUCCAGUCUUCUCAGGAGCAGCAAGAGUUGGUCGAUGGAGAUUCCUCAGAUUCUCCGGUUUCUGCGACAUCUACUGUCUCUAACUCUGCUCCUGCUGGGUCCGAGAAAUGUGUGGAUCUGCCGGUGUCUGCAGGCCCUCCUCCACCACUUGAAGAAAAAUCAUUGUCAGGUUUCUCUAGUGAUGGUGGCAAUGCUGAGCCUUUAGUAUUGAAUGCUGCUUCAAGCCCCCAGCCUUCUACCAUGGGGGUUACAUCAGAAAGAAAGAUUAUUGAAAGAGGUCCAUUAAUCUUGAAGAAUGAUGAUCAGCCAUGCUGUUGCCAGAGAAAGGAGAGGAGCUCUCAAGGAAUUGUCCCAAACUAUCAAGAGUCCCAACUGCUGAGGAGGAGGAACCUUAAUUCUUUAACAGCAAUUGGGUUAGGAAAGCGCCUGAAUCGGAGCCUUAAUGCGACUUCCAUUCCUGGUGAGGGUAGGCUUGAAAUGCUCCCACGGAGUGCUUCCCAGGACAAUGAGUCAAAAAUGACAAGAUCGGCGUCAGUUCCAGUUACUUCGAAGUGUUCGACUGAUAAUGCGGCAAAAGUUUCUGAUCGUGGCGACUGCGACGCUGUUACUCCAUCUGUGUCUAAUCCCGUGCUCAGGUUGAUGGGUAAGAACUUGAUGGUGGUCAAUAAAGAAGAAAAUGCUGCAACCCCUCUUGGGCAUCCUCAGUCUGCUGGCACCUGGAACAACAACCCAAGCUCUUCCCAAGUUUCAAGAGUGACCGGUGUUUCUUAUAGCAGUGUUCCCGUUUCAUCGAGUGGUCUUAGGCCAGCCCUCAGUAAUAAGUUGACGGCGGUAAUGGAACCUCCAACACAACAGCCUGGCAUGUCCUCAAACUGGUAUUGGUCGGGGUAUAGUGAUGGUAGUUGCUACUUCCCGAGUCAACCGCCAAGAAGUAAUGCGCUAGUUCCAGAUUCUCGAGAUUUGAGACCCAUGAAAGAAAUCAUCAUCAUUGACGAUGCCUCGGAAGAUGAAAUUACCGAUAUGCCUGCCAGCAUGGUGAGACGGGGCGGUGGCUCGAAGGAAAGACAGGCAGCAGUCACACCUGUUGUUUCAUUUCCAAUGAAAGCAACAAUCAGUUAUGACCCGAGGCUGGUGGGGACGCACCCCUUCAACCACCCUUCUCAGGAUCCUUCCUUCUUCAGUCAAGUGCCUAUCUCAAGGCGGGCAGGUUCGAGUCCCAUAGGUGUCCGGUGGUGCUCUUCUUCGGAAGGUCCUGGACCAUUCCAGCGGGUUCAUCUAGUGCCGGCCCCAUCCCCAAAUGUCCAUAUCCGGUCUCCAAUGCCAUACUCUCCGGGCCUAUCAUAGCGAAUAUCCCUAGGUUAAACAAAACCAAACAGAAAUGCUCUUUCCGCACCGCAAAAUAGAGGUUGCAUUUUAAAUUUUAUGUACUACUACUUUCCUAACUUAAAAGCAAGCUUGCUACUUUUGCUUCUCGGCAUGUUUUAAGGCUUUUUACUUGCAGAGACUAGAAAAUGUAUACACAAUCCAGUCCGAUAAUAAUCGAUGCGGAGGGACGUUGGCAUAACAGCCCAAGCCAUGAGUUCCCUUCUGAAGAUUUUCGAUUCA
This is a messenger RNA of Punica granatum (pomegranate), 5063 nucleotides long. Lineage: Eukaryota; Viridiplantae; Streptophyta; Magnoliopsida; Myrtales; Lythraceae. The record is from RefSeq and is a predicted model, not a curated record.